Messenger RNA from Danaus plexippus (monarch butterfly), 3391 nucleotides. RefSeq names its product myosin-9-like. The record is from RefSeq and is a predicted model, not a curated record. Lineage: Eukaryota; Metazoa; Arthropoda; Insecta; Lepidoptera; Nymphalidae. The transcript has 19 exons. The coding region runs from base 205 to 3255 and encodes 1016 amino acids.
UUAACGCCUGGCCUAAGUGACAACACGAGUGUCAGUUUUGCUCUUUUUUUGGCUUGAGAACGCAAUUACAAAUUAUUUGGUAUAAUAUUUACAAACUUUAUAACUCUUUUGUCUUAAUAUUUCUUUAUGCAUUAUAUUUUAGCUGUUUUUGUUUUGUAUAUCACAUUCUAUAGUCAGAUUUUUCCGUAACAAUACUGGACUAUUAUGUCUCUGGAGCCUAAAGUACAAGCAAAAAAUGAAGGAGCAAUGGGUUAUGCUAAAUGUAAGAUACCACAGCGAUUAACGCCGACUCGACAACGCACUCCUUCCGCUAAUAAAGCGAUGCCUGAUACUAAAUACAAACCGUCCAUCAGGCCGAGGUCGAACGAGUCAGCUACAAAGAGUAACAAAAUAUUUGAUGACACCAUAGAAAUGAUACCGAAUAUGACACGGUCCGCCAGACUGGAGCGAGAGAGGUUGUUGCCGAUAUCGAAAGUAAAAAAAAGGCCCUUCAUAAAAAGACAAUUGAACAACGAUAACUAUAAUGACAGCCCCAACAAAACAACCAGACAAAUUAUAACAAUACCCUUAAGACAGAAAAUGUUACUAUCCAAAGCUACGUAUCAAAGAUCCAAUUUACCUGACCAGGAGACCAUAAAGAAGUGUGAAGAAUUGGAGCUGAACCAAAAGGAUUCCACUGACGCUGCCCAGCUUUAUAGUGAUAUGAAGAACUUGUUCUACGAUUCCAACGAAGAAGAAUCAGUUACAUCUCGUAGUGAUAAGAUCGCCUACCUCAAAAACAACUGGCAAGAAAAAAUACUGCAGUUUCAGGAAAUGAAAAGCGAACUUUAUAAUCGACAGAAAACCAUACUGGAAGUAUACGCCAUCCUCCGCAACACAAAGGAGAAGCUGCGAGUGCUGGGCCACCCAGCCAGCCUGCCGUCCGCCGAGGAUCUGCGCGUGAUGAAUGUGGCCAACAUGUCGCCGGGGCAGCUGCUCCAGCUGUGUGCUGGAUCAAAAGUUAAGAAAGAAGAAAAUGAACAACUCUCCCCGAGGGGUUUAACGAUUGAUUUGAAAAGGGUAAAUGACAUGCCGUCGAAGCUCGUCGCCACAUGCGAACAGACCCUCGUCAAGAGAAAAGAGUUCAUUGACUGGUUUCACAGCUUCUUGAACAAUUCAGUGAAGGAGUAUUCGAAACAAAAACUUUUAAAAAAAGUCAACGAAUUCAACGAAGAGAAUGACAUGAUUUACAGCAGCUUACAGAACUCUAAGAGCGAGUUCCUCAAUGAGAUAAACGACUACUUGAGAACUUAUUGGAACGAAGCAGUCCGCCUUCAAAUGCAAAACGAAGAACUAACGUGUACUUUGUCCGAGUUGAAUUCCCAGAAUAAGGACCUCCAAAAACGAAUACAUAUUUGCGAGCAACAAAAGUCCUACAACAAUAAGUUGAGGAUCGAGGAACUUGAAAAAGAACUAAAAGAAGAAAAUAUCAAGAGAAUGACUAUAAAGGACAGGCUGUCAAGGGCCGAAGGUCAGGUGAAGAUCGGCGAGGAAAGGUCGCUGCAGUUGGAGAGUUCUCUGAGCCACGCCAGGAACAGGACGAGAUCCUUGGAGCGCACCGUGCAGCAAUUACAUGAUCAAAACGAACAACUUCAAAAGGACUUUGAUGUGGAAUUAAAUAAAUUAAAGGAAUCGAUGAGGAAAAACACAUUGCAGCUGGAAGAGAUAGCCGCUGCGAGGGAAUCAUUGCAGGCUGAGAAAGAAGACUUUAAAAAGAAAUUGGAGGAAUUGUCUGAACAAUACAGCGAGUCCGUCAACAACGUUAACCAGGAACUGAAUAAAAAUGUGACAAAACUAAUGGACGUUGAAAAGAAAUAUAAACAUUCAAAGGAAGAGAAUCUGAGUUUGAGAAAUACCGUGGAGUCCCAGAGCGCACGGAUAGCGGAUACAGAGGAACGAUACGCUCAGCUCCUCGGAGAGUAUAAGGACAUGGAAGCGGCGUUUAAAGAAACAGUUAAAUAUAAAGAUCAGUUUGAGGAAACGAGAGAAAAGCUCGAAAAAACUAAUUCCGAUUUAGCAAAAUAUAAGAACUUUGUCUCAGAACACAGUAAAGUUAUAAAAGAAAUGGAGACUGAUUAUAAGAGGUGUCACAUGUUGGAAGAGAAACUAAAAGGAGAGAUUAAGAAAAAGGAAGAAUAUAUAGCAAUACUGGAAAACAAACAGGAACAUAUGGAGCGACAGAUACAAGAAAGUGAAAGUAAAAUGAAAAUGUAUGAAAGUCAGUUGAUCGAUUUUAAAGAGCAAAUAAAAAUUUUGCAAGAACACUUCGGUGAAUUAAAAGAUUUGAAUAACCUUCGCAAUCUGGUUGAAGAACAAAACUCGUUGUUGUCCAAAGCCAAGGAGGACUUGAAUAAAAUAACAGAGGAUAUCUUCAUGAAGAGAGGCGAAUUAAAUGAAGUAGAAGAGACGCUCAGGGAGCAAGACGAAAUACUCAAGGAAAGAAAGAAUAUUUUACAAAUUAUGUCCGAAAAGGAGGAAGAACAAAAUAACAUAAUACACCUCAGUCAAGAAAUCGAAGAGAAGAAUACAGAAAUUAACUCACUAAUCACCAACAUUGAAACAAGGAAACAACAAAUAUGUCAACUCGAGAAAAUCAUUCUCACCUUGGAAGAUCAAAACUGCAGAGCUGCGAUACAAAAACGAAAAGACCACGACAAGAUUCAUUCGCUGGAGAUGAAGCUUAAGGACUGUGAAUGUUAUAUUGAGAAAAAACUAAACAGAGCUCCGCAAUUCGAACAUUUAGAUAACUUAAUAAAGAUACUCGAGGAAGAGAUUGAAGCGCCAUAUGAGAAGCAGUUGCUGGCUGCCAAGGAAAGCUACAGCGACUACAGAAACCUUGAGGUUUUGGACAACCAUCACACAAAACGAUUUUACGACGAACACAAUCAAAUUCAACAAGAAAAUGUUAAAACACCCACUAAAAUAGUCAUGGGAAAUUUCGUCAAGAAAACAUACGAUUUAUCAAAUGAUUCUAAAUACGAUUAUGACAAUCUCGACCGAAAGCAGGCCAUCACCCAUAUUGAAACACAGAAGUGGAUGCCCCCUCCCAACGCAGACGAUCUGAUGGCUUUUAAUGAAAGUAAUUUAAUAUACCACAAUAGGCCAGGCCAAGCUAAAUACCCAGCUGAAAAAUACUUAAAAAACCUCCUUCCUGAUCAAUCGAGAAUUGAUAAAAAGAGUAAAAUGUUUAAAUUCGCCGGUCACCCCCUCGCUUGAAUGGGAUGUUAGUUUUAUGGCGUUUGUAGAAAUAUUAAAAAAUGAUGUGUGAAAUGAAAGGUUUUCAAAUGUAUAAAUUAUAAUUUAUUACAAAUUGACGUUUUGUAAAUUAUUUAAAUUUCUUCAUAUUUGUUAC